Molecule: messenger RNA, 1002 nt
Organism: Limulus polyphemus (Atlantic horseshoe crab)
Lineage: Eukaryota; Metazoa; Arthropoda; Merostomata; Xiphosura; Limulidae
Product: Down syndrome cell adhesion molecule-like protein 1 homolog
Exons: 4
Coding region: 1-708 (235 amino acids)
Molecular function (GO): protein binding
Source: RefSeq, a predicted model, not a curated record
AUGUUCGAUUAUCUUUAUUCAAACAUCCGAUUUACUGGUUCUGCUCUUACAGAAAAACCAUAUCCUCCUCGUAACUUGAGAGCUGAAGAUGUUGCCAGUCGUUCUGUCAAGGUUUCCUGGGAUCAGCCCUAUAGCGGAAACUUGCCCAUAACGGGUUACCUGUUGAUGUACAGAAAACACACGGAUCGUGAGACCGAAACCAAAACCAAGUCCAUCCCUAGCACCAAAACGACAACCACCAUUCAUGGAUUGUCCCCUCUGACAAACUACAAUUUUGAAAUCGUCGCAGAAAACUCACUAGGUCGUGGUAACCCUAGUCGGAAUCUAGCUGUGCAGACAAAGGAGGAAGCACCUGCAACGCCACCUGGAGACGUUCGAGUUCAGCCUGUAAGUUCUCGAACUUUAAAAGUCUCGUGGAAGCCUCCAGCAUUUCUGGAUGAUCACACCGUUGUAGAGGGCUAUUAUCUUGGAUAUAAGAAAAUAAGUGUCCCAUCCAAAACUUAUAUUUACAAGACAUUGGCUUCUCAAGGACCAGUACAAGAACAGGUCUAUGAACUGACGUCACUAGAACGUGCUACCAAAUACGCCAUUCACGUACAAGCUUACAACAAUGCUGGCACAGGCCCUGCAUCGAAGGACGUUAUUGGUCAGACUCUAGAAUAUGGUAAAAUUACAGUUAUGUUGAUCGAGGUCGCCAUUAAUCAUUAAAUAUGUGACAAUUAUACUUAAAACAACAAAAUUAUUCUAGACACCAAAUCUAUGUCAGGAUAUCUUCAGCUAUUAAUUUAAAAAAAAUAAUUAAUUUUCUUCUUGGUGUUUAUGUGUUAUAGUAAACUAUAUAGACAUAGUCCCAGUUCAGUAGCACUUGGUUAUAAUACUUAAUUAACACCUGAUGUCCGUUGUAAAACUUAAUUAACACUUGAUGUCCGUGGUAAUUAUUAAUUAACACAUGAUGUCCGUUGUAAAACUUAAUUAACACCUGAUGUUCGUAGUAAAACUUAA